Molecule: messenger RNA, 717 nt
Organism: Arachis stenosperma
Lineage: Eukaryota; Viridiplantae; Streptophyta; Magnoliopsida; Fabales; Fabaceae
Exons: 4
Coding region: 1-717 (238 amino acids)
Source: RefSeq, a predicted model, not a curated record
AUGCACGGAAUAGACCCUGCAUUCAUGUCCUAUCAAUUGGCCAUUGACCCUGCCUUCAAGCUGGUUGCGCAGCGAUGUCGUAAGAUGUCACCCGACCGAGCAGCCGAGGUCAAAAGCCAAGUCCAAGGACUACUGGAUACCGGGUUCAUCAGAGAAUUAACUUAUUCCACUUGGUUGUCGAAUAUGGUGAUGGUGAAAAAGUCUAAUGAGAAGUGGCGAAUGUGUGUAGAUUACAUCGAUUUAAAUAUAGCCUGCCUAAAAGACUGCUUCCUUUUACCCAACAUAGAUAAUAUGAUUAACUCCUCCUCGGGAUAUCAGGUUCUAAGCUUCUUGCAUGCUUAUAGUGGGGCAACAUACCAAAGGCUAAUUGCAAAGGUUUUUAAUCAACAGAUUGGGAGAAACAUGGAAAUAUACAUUGAUGAUAUGCUGAUCAAAACUAAUGAAGAUUCUGACCUAAUCAAGGACCUCAAAGAAGUAGGCAUAGAGGCCAAUCCUGAGAAGUGUCAGCCAAUCUUGGACAUGUCAAGUCCUUGGAACCUCAAAGAGGUCCAAAGGCUGACAGCCAUUAAGGCUCAAGCGAUGGUUGACUUUCUAGCUGAGACGACACACCCUAAUUUCGACAUACCGGUAUGGGAACUUCACGUAGAUGGAGCUUCCAAUGUUCGGUGUGGGGGGAGCAGGCCUCAUCUUAACCAAAGGGGAAGACGUGGUGAUUGA